Messenger RNA from Anolis sagrei ordinatus, 5969 nucleotides. NCBI's taxonomy places the organism in Eukaryota, Metazoa, Chordata, Lepidosauria, Squamata, Anolidae. The record is from RefSeq and is a predicted model, not a curated record.
GGCCUCGGUGGGUCCCGCCUGAAAGGAGGGUGGCCCAGGCUCCUCCCGCGGCGCCUCCUCGGAGCGCCAAAGGCAGCAGAUGGAUGGGAGCGGGCUGGGAGGCAGCUGGUGCCGGGCGGGAGAGGCUCCGCUUUGGGCUCGCCUUGGAGAAGAGGAGGAAGGAGAGGACGGAGACGGGCCCUGGGGAGCCACCAUGGGCGAGCCCACGCGGGAGAGCCUGGCCUCGGCUUCCCCCCCGGAGGCCACCAUGGGGAUGGUGAAGAAGAAGCAGCAAGGGGUCAAGCGGCACCACCACAAGCACAACCUCAAGCACCGCUACGAGCUGCAGGAGACCCUGGGCAAAGGCACCUACGGGAAAGUCAAGCGCGCCACCGAGAGGUUCUCCGGGAGAGUGGUUGCAAUAAAAUCCAUUCGUAAGGACAAAAUUAAGGAUGAACAAGAUAUGGUUCACAUCAGACGGGAGAUUGAGAUCAUGUCAUCUCUCAGCCAUCCUCAUAUCAUCACUAUUUAUGAAGUAUUUGAGAAUAAAGAUAAGAUUGUGAUCAUCAUGGAGUACGCAAGUAAAGGAGAGCUGUAUGAUUAUAUCAGCGAAAGGCGGAGGCUGAAUGAGAGAGAGACACGACACUUCUUCCGGCAAAUUGUCUCUGCUGUGCAUUACUGCCAUAAGAAUGGCGUUGUCCAUAGGGACCUAAAACUGGAAAAUAUUCUUCUUGAUGACAAUUGUAAUAUUAAGAUUGCAGACUUUGGACUUUCAAAUCUUUACCAGAAGGAUAAAUUCCUCCAAACUUUCUGUGGAAGCCCACUAUAUGCAUCUCCUGAAAUUGUCAAUGGAAGGCCUUACCGGGGUCCAGAGGUUGACAGCUGGGCCCUUGGCGUAUUGCUUUAUACUCUGGUUUAUGGAACAAUGCCCUUUGAUGGCUUUGAUCACAAAAAUCUGAUCAGGCAGAUCAGCAGUGGAGAAUAUCGUGAACCAACACAGCCCUCAGAUGCUCGUGGUCUGAUCAGAUGGAUGCUGAUGGUGAAUCCUGAACGCAGAGCAACCAUUGAAGACAUAGCCAACCAUUGGUGGGUUAACUGGGGCUAUAAAAGCAGUGUUUGUGAUUGUGAUGCCCUCCAAGACUCCGAAUCCCCCCUGCUGUCUAGGUUCAUAGACUGGCAUCAUCGUUCAAGUGGCCUCCAGCCAGACACUGAUACCAAAAUGAAGUGCCUUUCCAAACCAAAGGGAUCUGAGGUCAUGCUAGAGAGACAGCGGUCCCUGAAAAAAUCAAAGAAGGAAAAUGACAUUGCACAGUCUAUCCAGGAAGGAGGAGUUGAAAAUGCAUGCAAGUUAAACUCCAAGAGGCCCAAAGGCAUCUUGAAAAAAAGGAGCAAUAGUGAACAUCGGUCUCACAGUGCAGGAUUCAUUGAAGGAGUAGUCAGUCCAGGUUUGCCCUCCACGUUUAAAUUGGAGCAGGAGUUAUGUCGGGCAGGAGCGUCCAUUAAGAACAUUGUGGAAGGGGAGGUAACAGGGAAAUACAGUGUUAAGCAGUCUUCCUUAAUGCCAAAAAAAGGAAUCCUCAAGAAAACUCAGCAAAGAGAGUCUGGCUACUAUUCAUCUCCAGAACGGAGUGAAUCUUCCGAACUCUUGGACCAUGGCGAGGAAGCAGCAAAUGGGGACACAUCUCCAGGCAUCAUUGAAACUUUACGGAUAGAGUCUCACAGCCAUUCCUACAGGCGCAAGGGCAUCUUAAAACACAGCAGCAAAUAUUCAACCAGCAGCACAGAUUCAGCUUUGAUCAGUCCUGAUACGCCAACACUGGAAGCCAUGGAGGGGCCAGUCCUGCCUGGUGAAGGAUUAUCUCGAAGUUACAGCCGUCCUUCUAGUGUGAUUAGUGACGACAGCAUUCUGUCCAGUGACUCUUUUGACUUGGUGGACUUUCAAGAAAACAGGCUUAGGAUCAGGAGCUGUGUGUCAGCUGAAAAUUUCCUCCAGAUUCAAGAUUUCCAGGGACUCCAAAACCGCUCACGACCGCAGUACCUGAAGCGCUAUCGGAAUCGGACAGGCGACAGCAGUUUUUCCCUCCUUACAGACAUGGAUGAUGUCACUCAGGUCUACAAGAAAGCUCUGGAGAUCUGUAACAAACUUAACUAGCAGAUAGGAGAUAGGAAGGCCGGAUAGGAAGGGUUUGAGGUACCUUUAUGAUGGAGUUGGCUCAAUUAUCCAUAUGCUGACAGUUAUAUCAUCAUUGAAGUGACAUGGAACAGACAGGCUGAGCAGAAAUCCUCCAGUUAUGUUAAGGAAAAAUUCAUCUCAUGCUCAUUAUGCAACCUUAUAGCUCAUGUAAUCAAAAUACUACCUAAUGUCCAAAGAAGUUACAAUAAUGCAUGAAGCAAAACCUCUGGAAUCUGGCAGACAGAAAAAGAUCAUAUUCCAGUGGCUGUAAGAUGAGGCUAGACAAAAUGUAAACUGGAAAAAAGAGUACAUGUAUUUAUAUUAGGGAAGGUAACUAACCACUGGAAAAGCUAUAAUGCUAAAAGUUUUUUUAAAGAAUCGUUCUAAAGGGAAAAAAACAGAAGUUAAGUUUUAAAUAUUAUUUGCAGGUGGAUUUGUUAACAUCCCUAUGCUCAAGUUAAUUAUAUUUUCAGAUUCCCUGCCAAAUGACGCCAUGAUCCAGAGAUAUAAAUAUGCAGCAGAAAGCCUAUGGAUGAAUACAUGCUGCACCAGCUGAAGAUUGGUAUUUUCAAUUAUAGCUGCCUUGUGAAAAGCAUUUAGGAUUUCAGUGGGAAGUGUUUGUAUAGAAGUUAGGCUAGAAAGACAUCGCAAUGUAGUAAACUAAUGAAAAGGUGAGGGUAAGGAAGGUUUUUCCAAGUAAAGGGAAUCAAACAAGGGCUCUGGAAGUCUGCAUAGCAAACAAACCCCAGAAUAUGGCUCCAAAUUGAAGAGAAGUGGUCAUCUCAAUGGAAUCAUGACUUUUCACUAUGUUUUAGGGAGCUUUUAUUUAAACUUCAUUGCAUAUGCCAUUUCUAUAUAGUCUUGUUACCAGUGCAUUUGUAAUUUCCACUGAACUGUAGACACAAUCCAAAUAUUCCCUUUCCAAAUUAUGUACAGUCAUUGUUCUGCUAAAGAAUUGUGCUCUAUUCCUUUCAGGAAUACCUUGAAUUCUUGGCAUUAGUCUAUAUUCUAUAUCUUCCUUGCAUUUCUGCCCCCUUGCCCAUUUCCUACUAGGCAGGCUGGAGAACAAGGUUGAAAAAUAUUUAGUACUAGCUUGUGUACCUGGCAUUGCCUGGGUUAUUAUUUCCUGUAUUUUUGUUGGUCAUGGGGGUUCAGUGUGCCAAGUUAGGUCCAGAUCCCCCCAAACCUCUCCAACAUUUUUCUUAGGUCAUGGGGGUUAAAGAGGCAGUGGGCAGGAUCAUGCAAAUUCCACACCAAUGGAGAAAAUCGGAAACACUGGGAUGUAUGUGGUGGAGGAAACACGUAAAAUCUACGAUGAAAUUUUCCCCGAAUGAAAGCAUUCCUUUUGGUGGGCAGUAUGGUGUUUGGGGAGGACAUUGGCAGAGGUUGGACUAGAUGUUUAUGGUGCUUGCUAUAAUCUGAAAUGUCAUUGGAGGGAGGGCUUUGGGUGGCUCCUCAGCACUGUGGGUUAAAGCUGCUUGUGGAAGCAGGAACCUGUCUGUGGAAGUGGGCACCCCAGCCACAUACACACAUACAUAUUUUAUAUAGAUAUAGAUUUUCAGAAUCAAAAUAAUACAGGAAGAAGUUAAAUAUAGCUGAACAGGUCAGACCAAAACACCAUGCUACAAGGAGCAAUUGAUACUUUAAAACAAAGUAAGGACAAGAUGUCAAUAUGCAAGGAAAUAGAAAACCUAAAUAGUAUCAGUCAGAGCUUAUAUCUCCUUGCCAGUAACUACUUCUAAUACAUUAUGUAUGCAGUCCACAGAAAAGCUAGAAUCAAUCAAGAGAGUUGAGACAAUGCACUGAAGACCUUCCUGCAUAUCUCAAAAAGCUGACUAGACAGUUGUCCCUGGAAGAAGAAAUGUCGAGGCUGAGGCACUUGUUCAUCUUUGCAAAUUGUAUGCACCAUGAAGAUUAAGAAAACAUAUGCUGUACUUUGACUUAUGCAAUUGAUAUAAUAGAAUUGUAGAUCGUUCAGCUGUAGAAUUUGAGUUUUACAAUUACCACUAACAGGAGCCUAAGCACAGAUUUCCAGAGCCCUUGUCACUAAGUAAAUUGUGAGGGAAGGGAAGGGAAGGGAAGGAACAUGGUUCAUGAAGAAGAAGAUAAUUGACUUGAUGAGGACUUUAGUUUAAGAAUGUAUAUGUAUUGUGGAUACUACAUAGCCAGUGGGGUCAAAUGAGAGAAGACAGGAGACAUGUCUGAUGGAUAUUAUUUAAAUACUGCUAUUAAAAGGCUUCAACUCCCAUAAAGGUACCACCAUUGGGUCUGCUGGAUUGUGUGAAUGUAAGCCUCCUUUUAAAUAGGCACUAUGUGUUUGAUAGGUCUGGGCUAUUCAGAAUCACUUGGCUUACCUUGGUUCACAGUUGUUCCUGUAAACAGCUCUUUAGUUCCAAUAGAGUUGAAUUAUUAAGGUCACAUCACCUUGUUUGCAGCUUCAAGUCAGUAGUCACAUCUGACUAUAAGUAAUAGACCAAGACUCUGUUCUUAGGUUUAACCUGUGCCAACAUCAUGAUUUUAGUUGAGAACAGAAUUUGGUCCACCUGAUUGUGGCUCCAGAAUCUCAGGAAACUAGUGCCAAAUUGAAGAUAUUCCAAAGCAAACACGAAGAUCUCCAAACUAGAAGAAUGUGUGGUUUUAUAUUUCUCAAAAUUAUGUCCAGGUGGCUGAUUUCACAUAAGGUCACUUUCACUGCACUAUUACAGGUAGGCUAGUUAGUCCUAGUUCCCAAUAAUGAUUCUUCCAGUUGCUUAUUAAUAAUACAACUUUGAUCAAAAACGGCACUGAAUAAUACUCACCAAAUCCAUAUCACCACAUUUAACAGAUUUGACGGCAAUUUUCUCACUUUUUUCCCAUGGCAAGGAAAUACUACUUGAUAUCUGAGACAGUCUAAUGCCCAGUGUUAUACAUUUCAUGGACCUGCACUGCAUACUCUAAGCAGUCCAGUCCUAAAGCAUAUUUACUCAGAAAUAGGUUGUACUGAAUAUGCUGAGGCUUACUCCCAAGUAGGUGAGCAUAGGAUGACAGCCUCAGAGGAGUACAGCUGUUUAAAGAUUUGCUGUGCCUUUUUUGGAGCAUUUUUUGAGUUUGGGGAAAUGGAUCGUUCAGUGAUUUGGAUAUACUUUGCAUCAGCAUACAGGGAAUGUUUUGAAUCAGGGAUUUGCAAGCCUUGCUCCCUAAAGUUGCCGCAAUGGAGCUUGUUUUCAGCAAAAAUAUGCUGAUUUAUACUGCCUGUCCACGAAAUUCAUGUAAACAUUUAAUUGAUGUAUGUAAUGAAGGAGAGGGAAUUUGCAAGAAUCAUUCCCAGACUGAGCUCUACCUAGGCUGAUGCCCAAGCCUGCCGUGUUGAGUACAAAUGUGAAUAAAUGAUUGAUUGCUGCCAAACUGGAAAAAAAAUGUUCUGUAGGGAUUUACUGGCAUGUUAUCAUUCCUAGAAGAAGCAGAACACUUGACUGCACAUUGUUAUUAUUAUUAGUGUUAUGUAUUUUUCUUAUUUAAUUUGGGAAGGUUUUUUUUAAUUUCAAAGCUGACUUUUAAAAUUUGAAUUUGUUGGUUUUUUUUUAAUUUAUUGGUCUGAAAGCCAUUUCAAAGGUAUAAUAAUAUAUUUUGGUGUAAUUUAAUUGGUGCAGCAUUAUUUUACAGCUCUGGCCAAAUUGUUACCUUUAAAAUGUUUGCUUUUCUUUCUUUUUUUGUUUCGCUCAUUGGCUAGUUUGAUCUCUAUGAGGCAGGGGGAAAAGCUGGAUAAUCACCCAAAGUGUUUGUAUUUUAUUAAUAUGAUAUUGUCUUUUUGUAUGAAAUAAAAACAAUAAAUACAAAA